UCGAGUCGACUCGCGGGAGGAGAGGCCCCGCGGCGGGCGUGUAGGCGUGGCCAGAUGAAAAAGGUGGCGACCAAGCAGUCCCCGCCCAAGUUGAUCGAAAGGAAACGGGCAAAGUUACCUGAACAGACCACACCCCCUGUUCAGGAAGAGCCUGAGCCUGUUAGCAGUGUCCUCCAAGGGGGUGACAUCCUGGCCUUAGCCAUCAAGAAGGAAGACUUGAAGAAGCAACACAUUCCUCGCUUUAUUGAGACCCAAGAUAGACCUGUCGUCACCCAGAAGUUUUUCAUCCGUAAACUCAAACCCAAGGAUCAUAAGAAGGUCUGUCACUUCGUAGCACAUCCCGCGACCCCAGAUGCAGCCACCAAGCCCCUGGACUACUCUGGCCCGGGUGACAGUUUCCAGGGCUGUGACCAGAUUCUGCCUCACCACAUCUUGGGGACUCUCCAGGACUUUAAGAGGAUUGCAGCCGCUCAAGGGAACACCCAGCUGGCUGAGCUCAUACAUACCCCUCCCUGUCUGGUGACCCUCAUCUCAGCGAAAGAAGAGCCAAAGCAGAAAACCCCAAAAGAAGAGAAGGAGAAGCCCCAUCCCUGGGCCCCACCUCCUCAGCACAACUUUCUCCGAAACUGGCAGCGCCACCUAGCCUUGCGGAAGAAGCAGCAGGAAGCCCUGAGUGAACGCCUGCAGAAGCCGGUGGGCGAGCUGCUCAUGCACACGGGGGAGACCUACAGGCAGAUCCAGGAAGAGCGGGAGCUCAUUGACCGAGCACUUCCGACUCAGCAUGAUGGGAAGAGCUGUGAGGAGACCAGUGGGUUCUGGAGUCGACUGGAAUACCUGGGAGACGAAAUGACGGGUCUGGUAAUCACGACGACGAAAGCUCAGCGUGGCCUCCUGGAACCCAUCACUCGCAUCAGGAAGCCUCGCUGCAUCCAGGAAGAGACAGGCCUGCCGGCCCAGGAGGAUGCUUGGUACCGCUACACCUGGGACCGGAGUCUGUUCCUGAUCUACCGACGCAAAGAGCUGCAGAGCCUCAUGGCAGAGCUGGAUUUCAGCCAGCAGGAUAUCGAUGGCCUGGAGGUGGUGGGCCGAGGGCAGCCUUUCUCAACUGUCACUGUGGAAGACUAUUCAUUGUUUAAUAGGAGCCAGGAAAGUUCCUCUGAAGACACGGUGCUCUCAGACUUAGUGGUCAGUUACCCUGACAUGGCCCCCAUGCCCGUUCUUGGCCCUUCCCUGCUUUUCUGUGGGAAGCCAGCUUGCUGGAUCAGAGGCAGCAAUCCAGGGGACAAGAAGCCUGUUGGAAUUGCUGUUCGCUUGACCUUCGAAACUCUAGAAAGGGAGAAGACAUCUUCGGAACUGACCGUGGUCAACAAUGGCACCGUGGCCAUUCGGUAUGACUGGCGGAGACUCUCACAGCUGGACUCCUUCCAAGACCUGAAGAGAAACAGGAUGCAGCGCUUUUACUUUAACAACCGAGAAGGUGUGAUUCUGCCUGGAGAGACGAAAACCUUCACCUUCUUCUUCAAGUCUCUGAAUGCUGGCAUGUUCAGGGAAUGCUGGGAGUUUGGAACCCACCCCACCCUGUUAGGAGGCGCGCUCCUGCAGGUCAAUCUCCACGCAGUCUCUCUGACUCAGGACAUUUUUCGGGAAGAGAGGAAGUUACUGAAGGACAAGCUGGCUGCCCACGAGGCGGUCACCGUCGUGGAGAGCGUGCUGUGGGAGCUACUGAGUGGGAUCCUGACCCCAGAGCGUGCACGGUCCCCCGUGGAUGCCUAUCUCACUGAGGAGGACUUGUUCUACCACAGGAACCCUCAGCUGCAGCUGCAUUACCAGCACCAAGUAGUGCAAAACCUACACAGCAUGUGGCGCCAGUACUUGGCCCCGCCCCCGAAGGCCGAGGAGGCGGGGCCCCGUGCGGAAGAGCUCCCCAUCUCCCAGGCCUGGGCUGCCUGCUUGGAGAAAGUGUCCGUGAACGUGGAGCCCUCUGCGCUCUCUAAGAGGCCGGUCUCAGAAUCCCAGGUGUCCCAGCAGGAGAGCGAGGCCUUCAGGGACUCCCGAGAUGCUUUAGGGUCCCGGAAGCCUGGAGCAGGGGCUCCGAAUUCUCAGUGGAAGAGCAUUAUGGAGGAGAUCCUGGUGGAGGAGAACCCAGACCUGGGGAGUGCGAAGAGCCCCUGUGAGCUGGAUGGCCUUCCCCCAUCUGAGUGGAGCCUCUCUUUGGAGGACUUCAGAAAGGCAGUGAUGACACUCCCUGAGGAGAGCCAGAGGGAGGAUGCCUUGAUCAGGCUGAACAGAGCAGCCCUGGAGCUGUGCCAGGAGCAGAGGCCCCUGCAGUCUGACUUCCUGCACCAGAUGUGUCUGCAGCUCUGGCGGGAUGUGAUUGACGGCCUGGUGAGCCAUUCCCUGUGGCUGAGGGCUCUGCUGGGCCUGCCGGAGAAGGAGACCGUCUAUUUGGAGCUUUUGGAAGAGCAAGAACGCAAGUCCCCUCCUGUCGUCGCAGAAGUGAAAGCGACUGUCGGGAAGUUCGGGAAGGAAGACCGGAAAGGGGCAGCCCAGGAGAAGAAGCAGCUGGGAAUGAGAGAGAAAGAGGACAGGAAACUGGCCAAGUUGUCCGGGAAAGAGGACCGUGUAAACAGCAAGAAGCCCAAAGCAAAGGAUGACAAGAAACUGAUGAAAUCUUCAAGUCGGGACAGGCUUACUUUGGAGGACACUGCCCCUGACGGCACCACGGCCUCUCAGGAGCCCAUAGAUCCCCUGGUCAUGGAGAAAUACACCCAGAGGCUGCACACGGAGGUCUACGGGCUGCUGGACACCCUAGUGACUGACCUCAUGGUCCUAGCUGACGAGCUCAGACCUAUAAAGAACAUCGAAGAGACUUUGCAUCUUUGUAUCUGACUCACGUGUGCAAGGUGCCUUUCUGGGAAAAUGGAUUAACGCACAAGUCAAUAAAGAGCUUUUAGGCCUUUGUGUCA
Molecule: messenger RNA, 2966 nt
Organism: Suricata suricatta (meerkat)
Lineage: Eukaryota; Metazoa; Chordata; Mammalia; Carnivora; Herpestidae
Gene: MYCBPAP
Product: MYCBP associated protein
Exons: 19
Coding region: 55-2889 (944 amino acids)
Source: RefSeq, a predicted model, not a curated record